Prosopis cineraria is the source of this 961-nucleotide messenger RNA. RefSeq lists its product as uncharacterized. NCBI's taxonomy places the organism in Eukaryota, Viridiplantae, Streptophyta, Magnoliopsida, Fabales, Fabaceae. The transcript is spliced from 2 exons. The coding region runs from base 171 to 686 and encodes 171 amino acids. The record is from RefSeq and is a predicted model, not a curated record.
CACUCCAUUGCUGCUAGACGAUGUGUACGCCAUCCAUUCCUCAAUGAGAAUUCUCCACUGGGAAAGGAAUCAUCCAAUAUCUUUGUUAUAAAGGAACCGAGUUGCCACUUGUACAUGAUACGAGUACAACUUAGUUGAACCUCUGCGAAGCCUUGCUCUGCUUCUCUUCCAUGUCGUGCCUGAGUCUAAAGCUUCCUCCUGCUCGAAAGGUAUGGAAAAAUUUCACUUGUACAAUUGGAAAACUUCGCAGGAUUAACAAGUCCAAAGCCAUUAAAAAACCCAGAAAGCAUAUGAAGAGGAGUAUCCUUGUCUCAUCCACCAAAAGGCCCUACAAGCUGCCUCCUAGGCGUUUCAGCCAGAAAAAGAUACCAGGAUUCAGGAGUGUUUUCUAUGGCUUUCACAAGAAACCUGCGCCUGUUUAUAUUGACAAGCUCUUUAAAGAGCCGAUCUGUGAUGCAGUGAAGCAUGUGAAGCCAGAUGUGGCAGAAAAUCCACCACACGAAAGGCUUCAAAGCUUCGCGAUGAAGCAGAGGAAAGACAGCAAAGCUUGCACAUCGGAUGAUAUGUGGGAGUCUCUGGCCUUAGCCUCGCCUCUGAUGCAGGGAAUAAAUGAAAGAGCAGAAAAGUUCAUAGCCCGGUUCAGGAAGGAGAUGGUGGCUCAAGAGAUAUUAGCCAGAAAUUUAUAGUACUUAGAGUUAGACUGGGUUUCUUAUGAUGUUUCCGUUGCAAAAAUUGAGGAUAGCAUUAGAGAUAAGGAUUUCGGUGAAGUUUAUAGAUUUAGUUAGCGAUGGUGAUUAAUGUACAUAGAGAAACGAACUGCGUGUAUGAUUUGUUUCUCUAGUGUAGAGCCUGUAUGUCGACUCUCUAAGCACUAUAAGAUUUGCUUCUCUUGUAUUUUAUGUUACGAAAAAUUGGGGAAAAUAUGUGAGAUAAUCUUGAAAUUUCAUAGACGAGAACAGAA